Messenger RNA from Porites evermanni, 6678 nucleotides. The record is from the annotation of a GenBank genome assembly. NCBI's taxonomy places the organism in Eukaryota, Metazoa, Cnidaria, Anthozoa, Scleractinia, Poritidae.
AUGGCUUCUGCUCCAACAUUGGCUCCAUCCAAUAAGGAGACGACUAAUUACGCCAGAUUGUGUCGCCUUUUAGUGGAUGGAGGCACCAAGGCCUUAAGAUACACCUUUGACAAGUUCCACUCCCCAGCAAACCUGUUUAAUGUUUUGAAAGCUGGUUCUCCAGAGCAUUCAACUCUGCAGUCCCUUAAAAAGAAGAAAAUCAUCAAUACCAUGCAGUGGGGUAAGCUGUAUCCCUCUCCUCCUUCAUCUGUAACAUCAGAAGACUUUGACAUCACGCUACUGAUGGUGCUACUGAGGAACAUCUGCGGCCUGGCUGCUCCUGCCACAGGCUGGGACAGUCUUCCACCUGCUUCAAACACCAGUGUUGAGGCUAACAUAGUCAGAGUGAAGUAUUAUAGGAACUCGGUCUAUGGGCAUGCCAUCCAGCCGUCUAUGGACGAUCCAACUUUUAAGUCCUUGUGGCAGGAUAUAAGUGCUGCACUGGUUGUGCUGGGUGUAGAUGCAGCUGCUAUCACAAAACUAAAAGAUGAGACCAUGGAUCCAGAUACAGAGAAGCAUUACCGAGGGCUGUUAAAGGAAUGGAAGAAAGACGAGGAUAUCAUCAAAGACCAACUUGAUAAAAUGGAAGGUACAGAUUACUAUUUUGUAGUGUUUUGGAAAAAGAAGGGUGUGAUUAGAAUAAGGUUUAGGUGGUGUUCAAAUGAAAGCUUAGAAUUCGACAAAAUUAACUUUCUUCUUACAAAGAACACUUUUCAUAACUAUAAACUGACAUCUGAAGGACUACAAGCAGAUUUAAUUUAACGUCUUAAGGCUAGUGACUGUGUGUUGUUAAGUUAGCAAUUGUUGGAUUCGGCUUUCAUAUGAUCUGAAGAAUUAGGCAGAUCUCGGAUGGUGCUAUCCGAUAAUGCAGCCGAACCUGUGCUGAAAAGAACAGCAGUAAAUAACUCGAAUAGCUAACGAUUGUUGAAUUCGGCUUUCGAGAUAAGAUGGAUAAGGUCCGGUUUAAGCGCGGAACGUUUCAUUAGCUGAACCUAAAUCUAAAUCAAAUCAGCGUCUAAAUCAAUUAAGAACUCCUUUAACUUCGGCGGAGCGUGAAGUAAAGGAUUCGCGACGCUCAGGAAUGUCCCAAAGUUGCUUUUUUGGGACAAGAUUGGGCACGCAAAGUCCGUAGGUUUUCGGCUUUAUUCGGCUGUUUGACGAAGUGAGAGCCGAAUUAGUUCGAGAUAUCUCGAGAUCACUUCGAUUUCUUUGAUUUAUUCUUUAACUUAUUGGAGGAAGAAAGAAUUAUUAUUUUGGCUUUCCCGGAGUUAGAACCUACUCACCUGUGUGGCCUGUCAGCUCAGAGGGCCACUGCGAACCAACGUAGUUUGGGAUAUGAAAAAUAGCUAUGAAAUUAUGCACUAGUUUCAGGACAAGAUUGGACACGCAAGUUCGUGACUUUUCGGCUUGUCUCGGCUAUUUCACAAAAGGAGACCGGAAUUACUUUGAGAUAUGUUGAGAUCACUUCGAGUUUAGUCUUAAAUUACUCAAGGAAUAAACAAAAGAUAUUACAAGGCCGCGCAGAGACACGAAAUUUCUCUUCGAGUGUUGAAAAAAAUUUCAUGAGUGAGUUUCGAACUGUUUUAUGAUGAAUUUAAAGUUACAAAAUGCUGCAAAAAGACGUUUUGUUUUUGUUGAGCUUUAGCCAAUUCCAUGUUCAACAUAACUGACUCUUUACCCAUGCCUUACAAUUAUCUUUAAUCAGCACAUGACAAUGUUAUGCUGUUUUUGAAGCCUGAUGUAAAUAAAAAAAUAGAGAACUCUUUCUUCACUGUUUUCUUGUUGUUGUUAGACUUGAUACUCAACGCCAGUAAUCUCAUAUUUGACUUGGGUCUAAACGUUUAGACCCAAGUCAAAUUAUGGAGUCAUCAGAGCAAAACUGGGCUAAUAUCUUCGAGACAAUUUGCCCCGGAAUGCUGGUUUUUGGCAAGUAGGCCCCUUGAAUGUUGCUCUUUUCAGAACACAAAUAAACUCCCAUAAUUUGACAAAUUUAAUUUUUAUGACGUCAACACUUUACAACUCUUUUGGCACCUUACUCCCACCAUAUAUCAUUUCUUACUAUUCCUCCGCAUUUACAAUUAAUCCCACAACCACGACCCCGAAGUGUACGCUCCAUAGCGUCUGGUUCCAAUUUGGAACGGCUCAGCCGUUCUUUCUGCCUAGCCCGGCCGGGAAUGUCGACUUCGGAUCGACUUUGCGCGGCUUUGAUUCAGACGCCGAACUUUUCAUGUACCCAACUAAAUGCAUAAGUUAUUAUAACGUAUUUUGUAAGCAGUUUGACUGAAAUCAAUAUUUUGUCCUUCUUAACCUGUAGUUCGGCCUCCUUCAAUAAUUGGUAAUUAUCUAAGCUGACAAGUUGGACACUGAGGGAAACCGUUUUUUUUUCUCCAGGUAAAAUCAGAGAUAACCUUGAGCAGAUGAAAAGUGAAAUGGGAAAGAUGAGCGAGACGCUGAAGGCUAUGAAAAAUUCUGUGACAGAGGAUAAGGGUCAGUUUCCAAAAAAAUGAAACAAAAUAAAAUUUAUUAGUUGUUUGACUGAGUCAAGUUAACUUUUAAUAACGUUUUUAGCAAAAUGAAUUUUAAAUUCUUAAGACCUUUUCACUAAGGAGUGAGAAACAAACCAUAAGAGAAGCGAAAUGGAAAAUGUUAGCGAGAAGAUAACAGAGGAAGGAGGUCAGUUUCUAAUGUUAAUUCUAAAUUCCAUAACUUGGAAACCCUUUAGUUUGAACACUUUGUAUAUUGUUACAAAGUGCCCAAAAUUAAAUCAGCUCUACUAUAUUAAAUAGGGUCAAGUGUAUGGAGAAGGCUGUCACUUACAACAGUAUAAAUUCUAUAAACUGGCAUACAUUUAACUUGUCCUCAAUAAAAGGUGUGUGAUGAAAGUCCAAUUUUGCUUAGCAUAUGUUUUCCCGACAGAAAAAACGAGAAAAGACCUGCAGCAGAUGAAAAGCGGGAUAGAAAACAUCAGCGAGACACUCCAGACUUUAAAGGCAUCCCCGACCAAAGAGAAAGGUCAGUUUCCUCAACCAACAGCCCACCGGAAUUAAGUAUCCCUCUUAAAUGGUUGUUUAAAGCCCCGUAUUGCUGAUUGAUCAGUGAGUUUGGGUCCCAUAAGAACAAUUUCAUAUCCACAAAGGAUUUACUCAAGAAGACCCAACGUACUGGCUACAACUUACUCACUUGCCUUUAAUAAAAUUGUAAUUUUCUUAACAAGUCUAAGGAGGACGGAUGACAUGCCUUGAACUUUCUGAGAAAAAAAUCGCUAGGCUGUUUAUUGCUAUCUAUUCUCCCGUAAAGAUGGUAACAUUGGAGCCACCUACUGGAAUGGGGGCUAUCUUGGUUUCAAUACCGAGGGGUCGCCCAUUUUUUUUUAAUUUUCAGCGAAUGUUUUUAUUUUGUAGCAAUACUUUUAUUUGAUUCAUGUCCCUUGUGGGCAACCGUGGGUACUCUCCCCAGAUGAGAAAGAGAUGACGUCCAUAUCAAACUCAGNUCACUUCUUUGUUGUAAAAAUUGAUAAUAAGGCACACCUUUGUCCCUAUUUUAUAAAAAAAGGAGUCCCCUCUAAAAUGGCGCCGUCUAAACAAGAAGGGGCCCCUUUGCUCUUUCCUUUUUAUUAUUUUAGGCCUCCCCCCCCCCCCCCCGCCCCCCCACACACAUACACCAGUAACGGAUGUGUUGUGGCUUAAUUUUAUCCUUGGUUUAAAUUUUAUCUUCUUUUGUUUCAAACUUAUUAUUAUGUGAUUAUCAUACAUUACAACACCCAAACCAAAAGGAAACAAAAUUUAAAGCUAAAAUAAAAUUGAACCACAGCAGAUGUUUCACGCUUUCGUUUGAAGCGUUGUUGAUUGAAUUGGCUAGGGGAAAUGAUUGUUUCGUUUAGCAAAGUCACCUCCUCCUCGCAUAUUUUUCAGGGUGAUAGUUACUUUUUCUUAGGGACUUAAAGAGUAGCAAACCAAACUGGUUUAGACAAAUCUUUGCAACAUUAUAUUGGUUCUCAUUUCUUCUCAUCAGUUGGUUUGGUUGCCGAGCAUAUUGAAAUUAUUCGCCAGAAGUACAAACGUCACGAGGGAUGGCUCGCGCCCUUUCCUUGGUGCGAAGACUUUCACUUUCAACUUAGAGAUAUUUAUACACGGCUUCGUAUAGUCAGCAGAGAGAAAAAAGCAAGAGGAAUAGCGACACAAACAGCCGUUGAAGCGACUGAAAUCUUCAAACCCCACGAAGAAUGCAAACAACCUAAAAAGGUAUUGAUUGAAGGAAAGCCUGGAAUGGGAAAGACAACGUACUGCAAUAAGGUUGCUUACGAUUGGGCCGUAAAGAUAAAAAAAGAAGGAGAAUUCUUUCCGGAAUUUGAGAUGGUGCUUUUGGUGAGAUGCCGUGAUGUCGAGAUCGAGUCCGACCUUUGGGGAGCCAUUGACGAUCAGCUUUUGCCAGGUGAAAUUCACCGAAAGGAAAGAGAAAAAUUCUUCGAGUUCAUUCGGCAAAAUCAAUCGAAGGUUCUACUGAUACUUGACGGAUUAGACGAGUUACCUUCGAGCAAACUGCCGGAGUUUACUGACAUCAUACAAGGUAAAAUACUUCCUUUAUGUCACCUUGUGGUUACAGCGAGACACGAGGCUGGUAUACCAGUGAGAAAAGUUUGUGACACUCUGCUAGAGAUUGAAGGUUUCACUUAUCAAGAUAUCAAAGAAUUUAUUCACAAAUAUUUUGUCGGCAAGGAAGAUUUGGCCGAAAAGCUCUUGGAUAAAAUACAGAAUGAGGAAAGGCUCAGAGAGAUGGCGGCAAACCCUUUAAACACUGCACUGCUUUGCCUUCUUUGUGAAGACUUUCAAGGUAUUUUACCUGAAAGCAGAACUCAGUUGUAUUUGGAAAUAGUAAAAUGUGUCCUCAUUAGAUACAGGAAAAAGAAAGGUCUAUCAGUCGAAAGUGAGGAUCUGAUUGAAAUCUACAAAGAUCAGUUGAAACUCCUUGGCUUGAUAGCUUUAAACGGCCUGUAUGAAGACAACAUGUACUUUGAGGACAAAAAGCUUUCAAGUGAAAAUGCCGACUUAGCUGAAUUUGGCUUUCUGUCAGCUCAACCUGGAAGCAGCAAACGAAGGCCGUGUCUGUGCUACGGCUUUACCCAUAAGAGUUUUCAAGAAUUCUUCGCAGGGCAUUAUCUUUUUUGCCAGCUUUUUAGCGAAGAAACCAGUCCCUUCAUAUUAGUCAAUGACCCAAGAUUUUUCCGAGAGCUGAGAGAGGUAUUGAAAUUUACCUGUGGUCUGCUGGCAGUGAGAUCUCAAGAAAGUGCAGUAUCUCUUAUCCUCUGCAUAGCGAAUGAGGUAAACGAAGAAGAGGUGAGAGAAUGUUUACCUCUUGCACUGGAGUGCAUAAAAGAAUGCAAAAUUGAAAACAGUUAUUUUCACAUAGAAUUGGCACGUACCUUUGGCGCAUGUCUGGAGGUUCAAGAGGCUAAUCUUGAAGGUCAGGAAGGUAUAGAUGACGCUGCCGCUGCUGUGCUUGCUGCCGUUCUUGAAACAAACACAACUCUGACACAUUUGUAUUUGUCUUGCAAUAACCUUGGUCCUGCAGGUGCUGUGUCACUUGCUACAGCGCUUGAAACGAACACAACUCUGACAAAUUUGAAUCUGUCUAUCAAUAACCUUGGUCUUGCCGGUGCUGAGUCACUUGCUACAGCGCUUAAAACGAACACAGCUCUGACAAAUUUGGAUCUGUCUGGUAAUAGCAUUGGUCCUGCCGGUGCUGAAUCACUUGCUACAGCGCUUAAAACAAACACAACUCUGACAAAUUUGGAUUUGUCUGGCAAUAACCUUGGUCCUGCCGGUGCUGAGUCACUUGCUACAGCUCUCAAAACAAACACAACUCUGACAAAUUUGGAUUUGUCUGGCAAUAACCUUGGUCCUGCUGGUGCUGAGUCACUUGCUACAGCGCUUAAAACAAACACAUCGCUGACAAAUUUGAAUUUGUCUGGCAAUAACAUUGGUCCUCCCGGUGCUGAGUCACUUGCUACAGUGCUUAAAACAAACACAAGUCUGACAAAUUUGAAUUUGUAUCUCAAUUGCCUUGGUUCUACGAGGGUUUCAAUGGGGUGGUAGCUUUGACGGUUGACGGAAACUUUUUUCAAUUUUAACGGUUGACGGUUAAAUUUUAGAGCUUUUGACGCUUGGUGGUUAUUAAGUGGAAAUUUAGUCGAAGAGUUUAAAUUAAUAUUAACUGUUGUGUUUUGGACGUUGUCUUGGCCUUUCACUUAUAUAAAAGUUCAAAAUAUUUUCAGUUAUAAGCAAGAUGUAAGAAAGAGUGUUUUUGAGAACACAGGAACUGGUUUUUCCAGUUUAGAGAUUCUUCAGGAGCCAGAAUCCCGUGAAGAUCAGCUAAAAUAGUGAGAUUUAAAAUAACUUGAAACUUUUUGACGGUUAAUAUUAACCUACAUUUUUGACGGUUGAUGGUUUACGAUUAAAUUUUAAGCCGUUUGACGGCUGACGGUUAACCCCAUUGAGACCCUCUUCUAACGGUUCUGAGUCACUUGCUACACCGCUUAAAACGGCAAAUACAACUCGGAAACAUUUGGAUUUGUCUUCGAAUAACCCUGGUCCCGCAUGUGCUGUUUCUCUUGCUACAGCACUUAAAACAACACAACUCUGA